AUGAGAGCGGACUGGGACGCGGAGAUCAUUGGCGAGGCCGUGGUGGACGCGGAAAUCCCGGACCCGGAGCCGGCGGAGCAGGAUAAGGAGGAUGACGGCUCGGAGGGCGAUAGUGAAGGCGAGCUAGGGGAUGACGAGACGGAUACAGAGGUGGGGCGACCGCCCUCGCAGGAGAGCUCCCACCAAAAGGCGGCUAUUGAACAUGACGCUCAUGUUCUGGUGAGAGAGAUCCGCUGCUGGCUAGGGACUUCGGAUAGAUGUGCUGCUCUCUUUGAGCAGCUGGAGAGACAACAGCUAGAUGACCUGGCGGGCGGAGCUAACGGCGAUGGCCCGCGAGGCGGGGCAGGAUGUCCGAAAGGCUACUCCUCCGGCCUGGCUGGGACGAUAUCCCGGCGGAGGUGCAGAGGAGACUGGAUAUCGGAGCAGAUCUACCUGCAGCAGAGGAUAGCCGCCAACAGGCAGCGGGCUAACAUCGAUACUGGCUAUGUGCCGGGAGAGAUCAACACGCCGCCGGCGGCUAAGGCAGCCCCGUCUGGCGAUGAUCAGGAUAUCAUGGCGCAGCUCCUGGCCAGGAAAGACAGCCUCGAGGAGGCAUCCCGCAGGAGAGAGCUUCGUGACCAGCCCAUGGCCGGGCUAGCGCGAGCUUCCCAUCCCGGAAAAGGGCCACCGCGGCCAGGCAGCAGCGCCCCGGAGAGGCUACCGCCGCAGCGCGUGCUAGCGAAGCGGCUAGCUCAGCUGCAGCGGUUCAGUGAGCUGAGUGUACUGAUUUGCAACGACUUCGGCUGCAUCUGGGUUGCAGGCUCUUGUGAAGCCACCUGCCGGCAAAGCUGUUUCCAGCUCGGCAGGUUGCUCCAGGCUCAGGGAAACUUGUGGGAGCAGGCACCUUGGCUUGUGUGCCUGCACACAGGGCUUGGUUGCUUUCUCAACGCAUUUUACUACAGCGAGCUCAUCGAAUUGAAGGCAAACAGGGCCAAGGAACUCCGGGCGACAUCGCAAACUCAGUUGCGAGAACACGGCAAGAUCCUGCAAAGGUGUUUCAAGUGCUCCAGAGCAUGCCAGGUCAUGUUCGACAGCUGGUGGCAGCGCUUGGCUCGGAGCCGUCAGGCUGCGCUCGCCGACGGGGACCCCUUGAGGGAGUUCCUCCUUUGCUUGUUGGACGCCUCGUACUUCGAACUGGACGGCAUUGGGCAACUCCAGCUGCGUGUCCCGGCCGCGGUCCCACCACUUCCACCAGUGCCGGACAAGGAGCUGAUUGAAAUCCUGUCCUACAAGGCGAGCUCACAUUCGAGCGCCGAACCGCUGACGAAGGACUGGAUCCGUGACAAGUUAUUGGUACCAAAGUCGGUUGUCUCUUCUACUUCGUCUUCUCAGCGCAGCCGCGGAUGCGCGGCAUAUGCGCCAAAGCCUCGCAGCAGCAGCGCCCGAGGUGCACAAGGCUCCUCUCGGGCUCGGCCAUCCUCCGCAAGGCCCUCCUCGACGCGGAGUGCAGCUCGCUCGAGCUCAUCUGGUCCUGUUCCAAGAUGGAGCAUGUCAGACGCAUCUGCAGAGGGCUCCUUCUUCAACGACAGCGAACGGCCCAGCUCCACCCGCUGUCCAGUGCCUGGAGGCCUCCGCCUUCGGCAUCCUCUGCAAGAACGUGAAAAGGCCAACCUUCCUUAUCGCGUGCCCCCGCCAAGUUCGGCGAAAAGCGCUGAACAGGUGGAGGCAAAAGUGAAAGCGAAGGCGCCAGUUCCGCAUGCAGCGCAUGCGCCGGCAGCACAUGUGCCAACAGCACCUGCGCCGGCAGUGGUCGCAGCACGUGCUGCAAACGCGGUGUAUCCGAGCCAUCAGCGUCGCAGGCCGGCAUCGGCAAAGAUCCACAAACACAAGCGGGUGGCUGAGCCGGAAGAGGAUAUCAUCUACGAGGAUGUUGAGGGUCCGCACGUGGAUCGCGGCUCGCUGCGUGCUCCCGGCAGCUCCGGGGACGCGCAGGCUCCGGAGACGGAGCGCCCUGCCAGCAUCCCCAGCCACGAGGCAGUGGCCUCCCAGGCAAAGCGGCACCACCGUGCAUGGAGGCCCGCCUCUGCCAAGGUGCACAAGCAUAAGCGCGUUGAACGCUGCGAGAACGCAGAGGACAUUUACGAUGACUUGGAGCCGAGCCUGGCCGAGAGCUCCGAUUUCUCCGGGCAGGAGGAUGCUGCCUCUCCUGACAAGCCCUUUGAGGACGCUGAAGAACUCACGCCUCCAUCACAAGGUGUGGAUGUGUGGAUUCAUCAGGAGAGCCGCGGUGAGGCAUUCCACGGCCACUUUGAAUUCGUCGCACCCCGAAGAUCGUCUCCACCCAGCCUAGACAGGCAGGAUCAAAGAAGCACGAUCAGCGCAUGUCUGUCAAUCUGUGCUGAUCUUGCCUGGUGCCAGGCGGCGAAAGACAGCCUGACACGUGUGCAAUGCAAAAAAGAAACUUGCAAUCCAUCCACUCGCAUGCGUCGCUCCAACGUCCGACAUGCCAUCUCAUCGGUGCUCCAUUGUGGGAGUUUCCCCCAAGUUGGAAUGCAGUCUCUGUUGCGUCUGCAGCUCCUACGUGGGCAACAUGUCAGCAAAGCCACUCUUGUUACAGAUCCCGGGCUUGGGCAGAGGACAUCAGACAUGUUCAACGCAGUUUCAACCUUUAGACUCCACCGUCUCUAA
Symbiodinium sp. CCMP2592 is the source of this 2667-nucleotide messenger RNA. The record is from the annotation of a GenBank genome assembly. Lineage: Eukaryota; Dinophyceae; Suessiales; Symbiodiniaceae.